AUGGCAACAGGUCUCAUUAGGGCAGAUGCGCAGCUGUCACUCGGAAAUGCUUGUCAUGCUAGAAGAGCUACAGGUCUAGGGCCAAGCGAAACCUUUCGUCCGGGACAAAAAAGAAAGCCAUCUGAGUCAUCAUUAUCGCCUAAGCCAAGCAAUACAAGACAGAAAAUCACGAGAGCCUGUGAUCACUGCAAGGAGAAGAAGACCCGAUGUACUGGAACACUUCCGUGUAUGAGAUGCACAAAGCUCUCGCUUCCUUGCGAAUACAAUGCCGCUUACUCCAGAGGCCUGCCUCCAGAGCCUCUACCGGCACCCCCAGCCGUAGCGGCUGACUACGCAAACCGAAAUCAUGGUCUUUCGCCGACAUACACUAAUCGGAGCUAUUCCUCUCAGCGGUCGACAAGGAGCUGUUCCCGGGCUGCCACUGGUUCGUAUCGGCAGCAUAAGAAUGACGCGGAGAUCUCAGGUCGUAACUCACCCGACCCCGUGGUCACUGAUUUCGAGGGCAAUUACCUUGGUCCUGCGUCGGGAGUCUCCUUCCUUAACCGUGUUUGGCGUCGUCUUCACCAGGAUGAAAUAGGGGCGGUUCCUGGUGACUUUCAGAAAGAGUCGUGCUCCAAAAGCACAUCCGUGUUCAUGUUUGGUGACAGACCCUACUCAGACGACCGGGAAGCUGGCUUUACUCUUCCCUCGAUUGAGCGGGCGCGAGAGUUGGUUGAAAUAUAUUUCGACUUCUCUAUGGUUACCUACCGCUUCCUGCAUAGAGGAACUGUAGAGGAUUGGCUGAAACAAGUGUAUGAGAGCAAUAUCUCUUCCCUGAAUCCACCCACUGGCCCAAUGGUAGCUCGAGCAGCGAUUGUCCUUAUAAUAUUUGCUGUAGGCUCACUGCAUGAAGAACUGAAACCAGAGCAUGAUAUCGACGUUUGGAAUGGAAGCGAGCAAUGGUACGCUGCUUCAAAAUAUCUAUUAUCCCUAGAGUCAGGACCUCCCCGGCUGGAGUCAGUACAAGCGAGGUUAGGCCAAUGCCUUUACCUGCUUUCAUCAUCCCGAGCCAACGAAUGCUGGUAUGCUUUUGGGACCGCGCUGCAGCUUGUGACGGCCUUAGGGCUCCACCGAAGAUGCCCUGCGAAGUUGUCGAAGAAUGGCAAUAGCUACUUGGAACGUGAAAUUCGUAAACGGAUCUUCUGGAGCACCUACACUCUAGAUAAAUAUCUUAGUGUCAUGUUCGGGAGGCCGAGGCUAAUCCACGAAGAAGAUCAUGACCAGGAACUCCCGGACGAGGUCAAUGACGAAGAUAUGUUACAGGACGACGCACGCCGAAGGACAGGAACUCCUGACUGUAUGAUGAUCGCAUCUGUUCUCCACUACCGACUCGGUCGCAUACUCGGUGAAGUUUCCCGGCAACUGUACACGAUCAAUCCUCGAUCUCGAGAGCCCCCUCUCGAAGUCGCUGUACGGCUCACUGCAGAGUUAGAGGAAUGGAAAAAGGCCGCACCACCUUUGUUCAACAGCGUUCGUGCGACAAGUCUCAUUCCACCUCUAUGUAGGCAAAGCCAAGUUUUGCAACUCGCGUAUUCACAUUCCAUAAUCCACGCCACCCGGCUAUUCCUCUUGAACGAUUUCAUGGACCUCAGUCGCAGGCCACCAGUCUCACAUUCCACGGUAACAAGCCAUGUACACAAAUGUAUAGGAGCGGCCGAAGACGUCAUGAGAAUAGUGGAUACCCUUGGCAAACAAGGCGUCUUGAUCCGGUCAUUCUGGUUCACUCACUACGUCUGCUUCUGUGCCAUCACGGUGGUGUAUAUAUAUACCAUCCAACAAUGCCAGCUGUCUUCGUAUCCCGAUGCCUCGCGGGAUAUGGAGGAUAAAAGCUACUUGUGUUCAUUAUUCAACCUCGCCGAGGCUUGUCAGCAACAUCUUGCCGAGGCUACCCGCAAGAACUGCCCAAGCCGUCGCUAUAGCAUCAUUUUGGGGGAGCUCAGAUUAGAGGCACGUAGACAGACCGGAUCAUAUCUAUUUCCAGAUGCUCUUGCGAGUGCGUCACAACAACCUGCUACUACAGCUAUCCAAGAUCAAGCCUCUAUGGUUCAAAGAAAUGCGAAUCAAGCAGAUAUACCACAAUCACUUCCGUCGCCUUCUCGCGCUACCAAUCAGUUAGAUACCGUUGCACCCCCAGACGCAGUAGCAGAAGCGUUUGAUUUUAGCGAGGACUUUGGGCUUCUGGAUAAUUUGGAAGGACUGAAUUGGUGGACGCAAUUAGACUCCUGGGCAUUUUCCAACCUUUCAGCAGAGCCCUCGAACCUGGGUCUAUGA
Messenger RNA from Aspergillus pseudonomiae, 2310 nucleotides. Its product is annotated as Zn(II)2Cys6 transcription factor. Gene Ontology annotation, molecular function: sequence-specific DNA binding; DNA-binding transcription factor activity, RNA polymerase II-specific; zinc ion binding. The record is from RefSeq and is a predicted model, not a curated record. The coding region runs from base 1 to 2310 and encodes 769 amino acids. The transcript has 4 exons. Gene Ontology annotation, cellular component: nucleus. NCBI's taxonomy places the organism in Eukaryota, Fungi, Ascomycota, Eurotiomycetes, Eurotiales, Aspergillaceae. Gene Ontology annotation, biological process: DNA-templated transcription; positive regulation of transcription by RNA polymerase II.